Sardina pilchardus (European sardine) is the source of this 2691-nucleotide messenger RNA. RefSeq names its product cilia and flagella associated protein 74 (gene cfap74). The record is from RefSeq and is a predicted model, not a curated record. Bases 82 to 2442 code for a protein of 786 amino acids. Lineage: Eukaryota; Metazoa; Chordata; Actinopteri; Clupeiformes; Clupeidae. The transcript is spliced from 19 exons.
GACCUGAAGAUCUGCAGCUACGGCCGCCUCUACCAGCAGAGCAUCACCGUGCAGAGCAGGGCAAACACAGCUCUGCGUUUGAUGUUUAAUGUGUGUAAGGAGCUCCGGAACCACAUGGAGAUUCUGCCCAAGACCGCCUACGUCCAGGCCUGCUCCACCUUUCAGGCCCAGCUCAAGUUCCUGCCCAGGCGGUCACUGCCCGCAGACGCCCGGAGCCUCUUCGACCAGGAGACCGGAGUCCUGGAGGUCCCUCUCUCCGUCCAAGUAGCAGACCAGGUGCGGCCCAUCCCCAUCAUGGUGCACGCGGUGGUCACGACCUCUGACCUGGAGUUUGACCAAUCAGAGCUGGACUUUGGCCACUGCUCCGUCCGCGAGUCCGUCAAGCUCAUCCUGCGCCUCACCAACCGCUCACUGCUGCCACAGGACUUCGGCUUCCUGGGGGUACCAAAGUUUAUUGACGUGCAGCCAGGUGAUGGUUUCGGGACGCUGUUGCCCCUGGAGACGCUGGAACUGGACGUGAUGUUCAGCCCCCAGACAGCCGGAGACUACAGCUUCCAGCUCACCUGCAGGACAGGUGCCAACAGGGUGGUGUGUGUGCGGUGUCGGGGGCUGGGGGUGCAGCCGGUGCUGGAGCUGUCCCACACGCUGGUGGAGUUCCGUGGCACGGCGGUGUGUAGCCGCUCCUCCGCCUGCCUCUACGUGCUCAACACACACACCAGCACCAACCGCUUCACACACUCCGUCCCGCGCGCGGGCAACGGCCCCCCCGCCCCCGUCGGCCCCCGCAGGUUCGCCUUCUGCCCCCCCCAUGACGCCCAGCUCACCCUCACCCCCACACACGGACGCGUGCUGCCCGGAGAGAAAUGUUUGGUGCAGGUUACCUUUACUCCGUCCCUAUCUGAUGACCUCAUCAAAGCAGAAGCCUCUCGUCUUCUGGCAGUGAAGCAGCAACAAGCAGCUGAGCUCUCAAGCAAAGCCACCAGCCUCGACACACCUGUACAGCCCCCCAAGAAGGAGGUGGUCCCAGAGCCCAAGAAGAGCAGGAAGCCUCCAGUGAAGAAGAGCAGCAGAGCCGUCCUCAGUCCCAAAGCAACCAGUCCACCCAGCACACAGCAGUGUGGUGAGGAGUUUGGCCCUGCUAUAGAGGGUCUGCUGCGCUGCUUCAAAGACACGUACCAGCACGUCAUCGUGCCCUGCUUUGUGUCUGAUGGAGACGCCUCCGAACCUGACCAGGACUGCACCUACAGUCCCCAUAACAUCCUGUACCUGGAGCUGAGGUGCCCAGUAGUGCGGCCCGCCCUGCUGCUCCUCCACCACAGCAGUGGAUACCACACACUGGACUACCAGCAGGUGCUACUGGACGAGAAAGUGGUGAAGAAAGUCACAGUGCAGAACACCUGUGAGGAGAGUCUGGAUCUGACCUCUUCAGUGCUGGACCUGAGCGGCCCGUUCCUCUUGCUCAACGCCCUCCGGGCACUCAGACCAGGAGACACACACACACUGCUGCUGGCCUUCACACCCACUGAGGAGAAGAAGUACCGGGAGGUUCUGGAGCUGAGCUGCAGCAGGAUGAGUCUGGAGCUGACUCUGUGUGGGGAGGGUGUGAAGCCUCUGGUAACCUGCACACUCAAAGCACCGGCCAUGGAGUUCGGAUACGUGCUGGUCAACGACAGCGCAUCUCAAGUCAUCAAGCUGCACAAUGACUCAGUCUUGUCAGUAAAGUUCACAGCAUCUCUGGCCAGUCCUCCAAACACACACACACAGCAGCUGUCUGUUGACCAAUCAGAUGACAUUGAACAAGCACAAAAUGCAUCGUCCACUGCAGAUGGCCAGAGCUGUGGUGGUCGGUGUGCGUUCCUCGUGUCUCCUGCAGAGGGCGCCAUUCCGCAGGGUAAAUCUCUGGACGUCACCGUCACCUUCCAGCCUGACCACGAGAGCCUCACACACUCUGACACAGUUACCAUUCAGCUCUCCAACAAGCAAACGGUGUGCGCAGUAGACUUGAAAGGAGCAUCUCGCCACAAUAUCAUGUACCUGAGUGGAGGAGACCCUCUGGAGGACAAUCUGACAGAUGCAACCCAAGAUGUGGAGGGCCCUAUCCCGGUGCUGUUGACCCUGAGGAGUGAAGGGGGCGUCGCUGCUCCUCGCUCACUGGAGGUGGGCUGCAUACGCACCAGCCAGCCUGGGGCCAAGAAGAACGUGGUGGAGUUUGUGUGGGAGGGCGCGGCGGUGCUGAAGCAGAAGGGGUUUGGGGUGGAGCCCCCCAAAGGCACGGUGGAGGCCGGGGCCAAGCGCACCCUCACCGUCACGUGGGCGCCCCCUAAAGGCACUGCGCUGGGUGAGAUGGUGGAAGUGACUACUCCACUCACACUGAAAGGAAAUGAGACGGAAGUUUACAACGUGACCCUUCAAGUGCUCCCCUCUCAGCCACACUCCAGCUGAUCCAGAUGCACACACACACACACACACACACACACUCACAAACACACACACACACACACACACACACACACACACACACACACACACACACACGCACACACACACUGAUGCACACACACAAACAGAAUAAUAUCAACACAGUUUCAACUGUUUUUUGGCAAAUUAAUUUAGUAUUGUUAGUGUUGUAUGUAAUCAUCUAUAUAUGAAUCUAAUUAAUGUAUAUAUGUGUGUGCAUACGUAUUUCCUAUC